UUGCUGAAUCUAAUGAGAGAGGUAAAAUUGCCAUUAAGGAAGGAAAGCAUAGUAUGCCUUGCGACUGUGCUUCGCAGUAUGCCUUGCGAAACCCAGUAUGCCUUUCGAAACACCUCGUGAUUGUUCGAUGAAACGCUACCAGGAACGCCUAAAGGUCGUUCUUGUGUCAUGACGGAAACGCCCAAGCCUGCAGCUGGACCCUUCUCAGUGGUUGGAGUAUCAGAUUCUGGUAAGAUGCAUGGUAGUCAGUAGGUGUCCACUCUAGGCAUUGUGGGUACGUUAAUGGAUUCAAGAUGUUUCAUUACAUGCUCGUCUACCUUAUGCAUUAUACUAGCAGACGGAUACCCAGCAAUGAAAGACUGAAAUUUCAAACAGUCAAUGCAAUUUGCUUGGCAUUUGUUUUGGUCCCCCAGUUCUAUGUGAUGGGAAGGCCCAAAUCCUCCAGGUACUGCCAGCAGCCUCUUCUGAACAAUCUCUCAGCUUUCCUGGCCAUGUCUAUUAUUGCGUCAGGUUUUUCAGUGUUGCUUACCGUGCUAGAGCCAGUUCCCGUGAGCUUCAGGGCUGCCUACCAUGUCUUUGGCCUGCUUUCAUUUGGCCAAGGGUUGUGCACCACCAUCCUGACGCUGACAGCCACCGCCUGUGUAAGCCAAGCCAGUCGAUGUUAUCAAAACACCCUUCCAUUUUCUCUGGAUGCGGACACAACCCCAGAGUUAUACUAUCUAUCCCUCACACUAACGGUGGCCUGCGUUGCCAGUACCACCUUUUUCGCGGUGAAGGGGGGAAUGUGGAUAAUGAAAAGCCUUCCCGUGGCUCAGUGAGCAGCAGGGCCCACAGCAAUAAACCAUUCCAGCUGUCCCAGGUUGACACCCAACCCCCUGCAUUAAUGUUUCAUGGCGUUUCCAUGCCCACCCCAACUUGGAACCUGAAACUAUAAGGGGGACUUGAAAGGAAGAGUAACAUAAGGAAUUUUACAUUUCUGCCUUGCACAUUUUGGUUAUGUGAAAAGCACACCAGACACUGUGACUUUGAAGGUUUAGUUUUAUUGAUUCUGUUUUAUUGAUAAAGUACACACAAGUUGUGUAAAGAGGAAUUGUUUCAUUUAUCCACUGCAUGCCUUACAAUUUAAUUAUUUAACAGUACAUUAACAGCUUUCUAGGGUAUUGUGUACUUUUGCUUGUGAUUUGGGCAUUUUGGUCAUGCCACCAUCUUGAACUCAAUAAAAGAGUGCCUAUUAAGGCACUCAAAAUAAAUUAUUUUCUCAAAUAUAAAUAUUGAUUAUUUUAGCAAGGCCACAUAGACCAUUUCUCAUUCAGAAUACCCAAAUUUUUCUUCUUACCAAGACUUACGUCUCAUCAGAUAUUCAUUUUUUGUUUACCCGUAAGCAAACUUUCCUCAUCCAACUGCAACAGGAUGCAUAAACAAUUAACUUGAUAAUAUGUGGCUGUAACUCCUUCUAGCUUCAUAUUGGCAUCCGACAUUUCACUGGCGGCAGUACAUAGUUCAGAUGUCAUGGGAAAAUACCUGUCUAAAACUGGUUGUCGACGGACUGCUUUCGACCCCCUCCCUACACAUUCUAAGCUUCAGUCUGAAACUAUGCCAAAUAUAAACUCUUUUGGUUUACCUUUUCAAUGGGUGCCGUUUAGUUCAACACGCUCAAUGCUAAAAGGAUUCAUUCAACAUUUGGCUUUUGAUCCAUCCGUAUGACUAGGAUGAGGAUCGAGGCUAAUGUUAAAAAUCUAAAGCUGGAUAUCAAUGAACUAUGGCUACAUAGAAUUUACAAUAAAUCUUUACUAUAUUUAAUAGUAAUGUUUUAAUGCAAGUCAAAUCUCGAAGAAAAUUAGGAUAAAACACACACCUAGGCAAUGUGCUUUAAAACCACCAUUAGAAGAGUCCCAACAAUAUAAAAAUAUAAUUCUACAAUGCAGCUUAGUAGAUUUUACUCACCUGAGAUUCAAUUUGAAAGACAUUUCUCACACACACAAUUAGUAGUAUAAAUCUAUAGAUUGUCAGACUGCUACGUAUUUUAGACCCUGAUCCCUAACCCUGUAAUCAUUUUCAUAAAUUGUAAAUCAUACAAACCAUUAAAACCUGGAAAAUCGAAUGAAUCAAAAUAGGAUGAAAUAAACAAUGUUUGAGUUUUCCUUAACCCUUCGCUGUAUCAGGCAUCUGAUCCAGACUCAAGCAAAUGGGUAUUGUAUCAAAGUACCUCAAUACAAAUUACAACACCAAGUUCAAAGAAAGGUUGGAUGUUUGCAAACAGCCAUGCAUAUUU
Messenger RNA from Gadus macrocephalus (Pacific cod), 2272 nucleotides. RefSeq lists its product as uncharacterized. Bases 294 to 818 code for a protein of 174 amino acids. The record is from RefSeq and is a predicted model, not a curated record. The transcript has 7 exons. NCBI's taxonomy places the organism in Eukaryota, Metazoa, Chordata, Actinopteri, Gadiformes, Gadidae.